CUCAGAGAGAACGAGUUUCAUGGUAGUGGGCCACAGUUUCAGUCACACGAGGCUCGUGAUAUCAAAAAGUUCAUAACUAACAGUCUCUCUUCUCUCGCUCGAAAGAAAGAGAACGCGUGGAAGAACGAUAAGGAGAAGAACUGCAAAUGGGAGUGGUAUGGACUGUGAUCGUGGUGCUACUGCUAGGGACCAUGCAGAGAAGCUGCGUUAAUGGUAGGGAGUGGGCUGGAGACUACUCCUAGUUAUCGGGGAUCAUAAUCCCUGGUUUCGCCUCCACUCAGCUCAGAGCAUGGUCGAUCCUCGACUGUCCCUACUCUCCUCUCGAUUUCAACCCUCUCGACUUAGUAUGGCUCGAUUCUACCAAACUUUUGUCUGCUGUAAACUGCUGGCUGAAAUGCAUGCUGUUAGACCCUCACAAUCAAACUGAUCAUCCUGAAUGCAAGUCACGGCCGGACAGUGGUCUCUCUGCCAUCACGGAACUUGAUCCUGGUUAUAUAACAGGCUCUCUUUCUUCAGUGUGGAAAGAAUGGGUUAAGUGGUGCAUUGAAUUUGGCAUUGAGGCAAAUGCAAUUAUGGCUGUCCCAUAUGAUUGGAGGUUGCCGCCAUCUAUGCUCGAGCAACGUGACCUUUAUUUUCACAAGCUAAAACUCACGUUUGAAACUGCCCUUAAACUUCGCGGCGGGCCAUCAUUAGUAUUUGCACAUUCAUUGGGGAAUAACGUCUUUCGUUACUUUUUGGAGUGGUUAAAGCUUGAAAUUGCUCCAAAACAUUAUAUGCAAUGGUUGGAUGAACACAUUAAUGCCUAUUUUGCAGUUGGAGCUCCUCUUCUUGGUGCAAUUGAGACAGUCAAAGGAACACUUUCUGGGAAUACAUUUGGUCUUCCUGUGUCUGAGGGAACAUCUCGAUUGAUGUUCAAUUCUUUUGGUUCUUCACUAUGGAUGUUGCCAUUUUCGAAGUAUUGUAGGGCAGAUAAUACUUACUGGAAACAUUUUUCUGGAGGUAGUAGGAAGGGUCAUCACUCACAUCAAUGUGAGGAACAGGAAUUCCAGUCAAACUACUCAGGAUGGCCAACAAAUAUCAUCAAUAUUGAAAUUCCUUUCACCAAUAGAUUCAAUGCCUAUCCAACAAUUUCAGAAAUACCUGAGACCAACUUGUCUAGCAUGGAAUGUGGACAACCCACUCAGUUAUCCUUCUCUGCUCGGGAAAUAGCAGAUGGGACCUUUUUCAAAGCAAUAGAAGACUAUGAUUCAGAUAGUCAGAGGUUGUUGUACCAAUUACAGAAGUCUUAUCAUGGUGAUCCUGUGCUGAACCCCCUUACACCUUGGGAUAGACCACCUAUAAAAAAUGUAUUCUGCAUCUAUGGAAUAGAUUCAAAGACUGAGGUUGGUUACCAUUUUGCACCAAACGGCAAGCCUUAUCCUGAUAACUGGAUCAUUACUGAUGUCAUUUAUGAGAUUGAAGGAUCUUUAUUCUCAAGGUCUGGGAAUUUAGUUGAAGGGAAUCCUGGAGCUGCAAGUGGAGACGAGACAGUAAGCUUAAUAAAUCUAAUAUGUGUUUCAUACAAUUCUCUCUCUUGGUGCAAAAAUUGGCUUGGACCAAAAGUGAACAUAACAAGGGCCCCUCAGUCAGAGCAUGAUGGUUCUGAUGUACAAGUGAAAUUGAAUGUGGAACAUCAUUAUGAAGUUGAUAUAGUUCCUAACAUGACGAAGUCCCCAAGAAUGAAGCACAUAACUUACUAUGAAGAUUCUGAAAGUAUUCCAGGGAAGAGGACAGCAGUUUGGGAACUUGAUAAAGCAAAUCACAGGAACAUUGUUAGAUCUCCUGUUUUAAUGAGGGAGUUGUGGCUUCAGAUGUGGCAUGAUAUCCAUCCUGAUGCAAAAUCGAAGUUUGUUACAAAAGCCAAACGUGGUCCUUUGCGGUAUGAAGACUGCUAUUGGGACUAUGGAAAAGCUCGCUGUGCAUGGCCUGAAUACUGUGAAUAUAGGUAUGUUUUUGGGGAUGUUCACUUGGGACAGAGCUGUAGGUUAAAGAAUUCUUCAGCUGAUCUGCUUUUGCAUUAUCUUUAGAUUACAAGCCGCUGCAUUCAAUUGGAGGGUUUAAUAAAUGAAUAUUCUCAGUCAUUGUUGCUGUUACUGGAUUCAGUUGUAUAACUUGCAAGAAAAUGGCUAAUCUUUAGUACAUAGAAGUCCAUAUAGAGUUCAAUAUCAUC
Messenger RNA from Tripterygium wilfordii, 2209 nucleotides. Its product is annotated as phospholipid--sterol O-acyltransferase-like. The transcript is spliced from 16 exons. The record is from RefSeq and is a predicted model, not a curated record. Gene Ontology annotation, cellular component: cytoplasm. Lineage: Eukaryota; Viridiplantae; Streptophyta; Magnoliopsida; Celastrales; Celastraceae. The coding region runs from base 399 to 2066 and encodes 555 amino acids. Gene Ontology annotation, biological process: lipid metabolic process.